CUCGUCCUACUGACGAUGUAUAAAAGCGACGUCACACCACGCAACUCCGUCUUCUUUAUACCGGGUUUAUCAUAUGCAUAUCCCAGAAUGAGGUGUCUAGCGUUAACGAUCUUCGCCCUCCUAGGGACAAUGUGCCUCGGAAGGGACGCCAACGACGCCCGGAUCGUGGCUGCUUACUCCACCCGCACUGCCAUCACCCUGACGACGAUCACCUCCGUGCAGCCCUACACUUGCUUCCUGUACACCAACGCCGUCGCCUGUCAGAAGAGGAGGCUCCGCAGACAGAAGUCCCUUCAACAGUCCAUCGAUGAAUUCGCUGAUCUUAACGACAAAGCCAUCCUGGAAGGCACAGUCGAGGAAGGUUCGGAGGCCGAGGGCAGAGCGCUCGACUCCAAGGAUCGUCAGGGACGCAUCGCCCUCACCGUCUGGACAACCAGCUCCUCGACGUAUACCAUCACCUCGACAUCCAUCAAUACUGCCGUCACCUACUCUCUGUCCUACUACUGUUCGGUUUCUGGACUUCCAGUUGCUCCAGCUUGCGGCUAGUGUGACGUAACGCUCACAGUUGGAUCGAAUCCCUGGACGCCCAAACGUUGUCUCUCCCAAGCAAUUCCUGCCACAAGCAUUUCACAUCUUUCGUCGAACUGCCUUUGUUUCCAUUUCCUUCGGCGAAUGAAAACAGAGGCAAUGACUUGGUCGCGAGUUCUCUUUGAGUUAUUUAUUGUCGCAAGUUGUACAUAAGGGUCGCAAAUCUGCAAGAACACGCUGUUUUACAAGAAAA
Messenger RNA from Macrobrachium nipponense, 781 nucleotides. RefSeq lists its product as uncharacterized. The record is from RefSeq and is a predicted model, not a curated record. The coding region runs from base 16 to 546 and encodes 176 amino acids. The transcript has 4 exons. NCBI's taxonomy places the organism in Eukaryota, Metazoa, Arthropoda, Malacostraca, Decapoda, Palaemonidae.